This is a messenger RNA of Phoenix dactylifera (date palm), 1809 nucleotides long. RefSeq names its product aspartic proteinase 36-like. The record is from RefSeq and is a predicted model, not a curated record. Gene Ontology annotation, biological process: proteolysis. NCBI's taxonomy places the organism in Eukaryota, Viridiplantae, Streptophyta, Magnoliopsida, Arecales, Arecaceae. Gene Ontology annotation, molecular function: aspartic-type endopeptidase activity.
UCUCUCUAACUCAUACCUUGGCCUUUUCCCUCCCUCCUCUCUCUCUUAGAGGAGAAGGCGAAGGAAGGAGACUUUCCCUCGUCUUUAUAAAUUCUUUCGAGCUGGCUUUCUUUCGUUUCAAAGAUCGCUCUUGUAUAUUUUUCUUCUCGCGCUCUUGGGGUCGAAGGAGAGGGAGAUGAAUCCGGCGCCGGUGAUCGUGCCGUUGGUGGCCAUGGCUGUGAUUGUAGCCCACCUGGCCGUAUUCUCGGCGGCUGCCGGCGGGAGGUUCCCGGCGACGCUGACGCUGGAGAGGGCCGUGCCGGUGCGGGGGGUCGGGUUGGAGCACCUCAAGGCCCGGGACCGGUUCCGUCAUGGACGGAUGCUGCUGGGGUCCUCCUCGCCGUCGCCGGCCCCCUCAUCCGGUGUCGUGGAUUUCACCGUCGAGGGCUCCGCGGAUCCGUUCACCGUUGGGCUUUACUAUACCCCUGUGACAUUGGGGAACCCUCCAAAAGAAUUCUAUGUUCAGAUUGAUACAGGCAGCGAUGUCUUAUGGGUGACUUGCAGUCCUUGUAAUGGAUGCCCGACUUCUAGUGGACUCAAUAUCCAGCUGGAUUUCUUCAACCCUGAUAAUUCGUCCACUGCAUCGCGAAUCGCUUGCUCGGAUGAUAGGUGCACCUCUGCCAUCCAAAGUGGAGAGGCAGUCUGCUCUAAUUCCAGUUCUCAGAACUCACUGUGCAGUUACUCUUUUCAGUAUGGUGAUGGAAGCAGCACUUCUGGAUACUAUGUAUCCGACACGCUACACUUUGGCACUAGAAAUGGGAAUGACCAGACUGCAAACUCUUCGGCCACCAUUGUUUUUGGAUGUAGCACCUCAGAGUCUGGAGAUCUGACCAAGUCGGACAGGGCUGUUGAUGGGAUUUUUGGGUUUGGACGACAAGAUAUGUCCGUCAUUUCGCAGCUGUCCUCUCAAGGUGUGACUCCCAAAGUCUUUUCCCAUUGUCUGAAAGGAUCAGAAAGUGGUGGAGGCAUAUUGGUUCUUGGGGAGAUUGUAGAACCGGGUAUUGUCUAUACCCCACUUGUUCAAUCACAGCCUCAUUACAACUUGAAUCUUGAGAGCAUUGCUGUCAAUGGCCAAACUGUAUCUAUUAAUUCCUCUGUGUUUACAACAUCAAGUACACAAGGAACCAUUGUUGAUUCAGGCACCACACUGGCUUACCUUGCAGAAGACGCUUAUGAUCCCUUUGUCAAUGCAAUAGUUGCUUCCCUGUCAUCAUCAGUACAAUCCGUUGCUGCAAAAGGAAACGAAUGUUUUGUUACAUCUAGCAGUGUUAAUGAAUCAUUUCCUUCUGUUACACUAAAUUUUUCGGGUGGUGCAUCCAUGUCAUUAAAGCCUCAGGACUAUCUUCUGCAGCAGGGUUCCGUUGACAAUUCUAUUAUAUGGUGUAUUGGUUGGCAAAAAAACCAGGGUCAAGGAAUCACAAUAUUAGGAGACCUUGUUCUAAAAGAUAAGAUAUUUGUUUACGAUUUAGCUAAUGAGCGGAUAGGCUGGGUAAAUUAUGAUUGUUCUCUUGGGGUGAAUGUUACUACAUCUGUUAAGAAUGAGUACGUCAACAGUAGCAGUCAGCCGGACGCGAGUGGUUCAUCAACCACUGCAGCAUUUUGGAAGCAGCAGCCAGCUGACAUUGCAGUAUUCGUCAUGUAUUUUUUUAUUCUUGCCAUCUUACAUCGAUAGAAGAACAUAUGGGGAUUGUAAUUCCAUUAUUUAUUCAUGUAUUUAGAACUUGAUUCGUUAGUCAUAUAGAUGUCAAUUGAUAGAGCCUUCUUACUGUA